Messenger RNA from Clonostachys byssicola, 747 nucleotides. NCBI's taxonomy places the organism in Eukaryota, Fungi, Ascomycota, Sordariomycetes, Hypocreales, Bionectriaceae. The record is from the annotation of a GenBank genome assembly.
AUGGAAGCGCCUUUCGAGGAUAGAGAGAAGCGCUUUGUGCUUGCAGAGAUGAUCAAAAACAGCUCCAUAGACGCAGAUGUACUGGCUGCAUUUGUUAGGAAGAGUCAAAUCGAGCCCAAUUGGCUGUACAUGCAGCUGCCAUCCGGCCGUACUAUGCACCAGUGCAUGGAGGCAGCGAGCCAAAUGUCAAUAGCCACGCCGUCGCUAAAACGGAAGCCUUGGGAAGACAUCAGUUUCGAGCAUCAAGCAAAACGGCCGGCAACAUCGGAGCGUCAUGAGCCAGUCCAUCAUGGCGUGGAGCACGUCGCGCCUCCGCCGGCAUCUUUAUCUCCCCAUAUAGCAAUACUUCCUCGGCCAACAAGUGCGAACCCAGUGCACCAGCAGACGCUCUCCCAAGAGGGACCCAAAAAGCGAGGCAGGCCCUCCCGGGCAGAUAAAGCUAAAAGAGACCUGCGUCCUAUCCUUCCACAGCCACCUCCUGUUUUUCCACCUGCGUUGAACGGUGCUUUCAUUGGCGGCCCUCGAUCACGACCAACGCUCCCUUCCUUGCUCUCAGCAUCUCCUUCCGAAUCUCGACCAAUGACUCCCCCCGAGGCAUACAUACCAGCAGCGAGGACGUCGAAUAGCCCCCAAAAGAGGUUAGGGGCGUCUCCCACGGAGGAUCCGGUCCGCGCAGGCAGCUGUGUUGCCAAAGAAGAGCAGACUGCUAGCUCCGGGUCCUCGUUCAAGAGACUUGUUGUGGAAUGA